CACGAUUCGAUAUCUUCUUACCUUUUUAACAAACCUUCAAGAUAAUUACCUCAAUUAUAAAAACUUUGAUGCUAAAUGAAACGUCAUUUAUAAAUCAAAACAUUCCGAAUCUUCUGACUCAGCGUGUAAAUCGUAUAUCGUUCAUUCGUACCUAUCACCUACACCUUCAACAAUGGACGGUAUUCCGGAAAAACUGCCCGAUCCGGACUCAAUCCCUCCGAUUGAUCCGAGCAAAACACCGAAGCAAAUCUACUUCGAACUUCUCCGCACCUGGGUCCAUCACGCUCAGAUGCAGCAGCAGAUGCAGGCCUACUUUCCGUACUAUCUGAUGAACAACUAUCCGCAGCUGUUCCAGCCGACAGCCGGAAUAGGUCCGAAUGGGCAGCCGAGCAAUGGCGCUGUCGCCACGGGGACUGCAGCUACGGGCAAUCAGGCCCAACAAGGGCAGCAGCAGAACGCCAACCAAAGGCGAGCUGCUGAACUGUUGGAUCCCGCCCGACAGGAAGAGAUUAUCAAUCGGAAUGGAGGCUACGAGUAUGUGAUAGCGCCACUUUGGAAGCGAUUCUUGGCGGAGGCAAUCGACAUCGUGAUAAUCUUCUUGCUCAAAAUCAUGACGACGAUGGCAUUCAUUGAUAUCUUUGAUAUCGAUCUAUUGGACAUCGAUUUUGAUGCAAUUCGGAACUCGAUCGAGGAAGACUACACGGAACUUCUGUCAUUUACUUCAGAGCUCAUCUUCCUCGAAAUUAUAACAAAAAUCGCGGUCUGCAUCUACGAAACGGUUUGGACCAUCCACGGUCCAAAUGGCCAAAUCGGUGGCGCUACUCCGGGUAAAAUGUUGAUGGGUAUUCGUAUCGUUCAUGUGGAAGCCGUCGUGCUACUGGAUCCACCCCAGCCGGGAAUGAUGAUCAACAAUCAGCACCCCGUUAAGGCAUUGCUCUAUCCGGCGACCAACCCGGGUUUUAAGCGGGCACUUUUCCGAUCGAUUGCGAAGAACACUCUGAUUGCGCUUCUGUUCCCGAUGUGCUUCCUGAUGUUCUUUUUCAAGCACAACCGCACCAUGUACGAUGUUAUGACCAAGACGAUUGUGGUUGAGGAUAAUCCGACACCGGUUCUGCGGAGACGCUAAGGCAUCAUUUUAACAUGUCGGAAAAUCAAGAGAAGGUAAGUUUUAAUAGUCGUUAUUGCUUCCUAUGUUAACCACAGAGAUAACGUUAGUUAGUAGUCAAAGUUUGCAUGCAGGGAAUUACGGGAUUCCAGUGAAAUUUAGUUUGUCGUAGGAAGAUUGUGUUUUACAACAAUGGCUGUGUUGUAUAGAUGAAAAUGUUUUGUCGGUUCACCAAAUUAUUCAAUUAAAUGUUAAAGUACAA
This is a messenger RNA of Armigeres subalbatus, 1367 nucleotides long. Its product is annotated as protein FAM8A1. Lineage: Eukaryota; Metazoa; Arthropoda; Insecta; Diptera; Culicidae. The transcript has 4 exons. The record is from RefSeq and is a predicted model, not a curated record. Bases 173 to 1126 code for a protein of 317 amino acids.